Molecule: messenger RNA, 6026 nt
Organism: Schistocerca piceifrons (Central American locust)
Lineage: Eukaryota; Metazoa; Arthropoda; Insecta; Orthoptera; Acrididae
Exons: 11
Coding region: 437-2050 (537 amino acids)
Biological process (GO): SCF-dependent proteasomal ubiquitin-dependent protein catabolic process
Cellular component (GO): SCF ubiquitin ligase complex
Molecular function (GO): protein binding
Source: RefSeq, a predicted model, not a curated record
AAAACAUGUGACGUUUCUUGCCGUUGGCGGCCUGCGUGCAUCCAACACUAGAAAUGUAUUGUGGAAUGUUUUGAUGUGACAGAACGGGUAAAUCACAAUUUGUGUGAAUUAUCCUUUGACUGCAUCUCAGUGGAAUUUUCGAUAAUUUGAGAUGAAUGUUUUCAACUUGCGUUGUACUUAAUGUAGUAUCUUUGACAAACGCUUUGGUUUGUCAUAUACAGGAAGUUAUCGAUGGAUGAUAAAAUUAAAUAGCCAGCUGUGGAUGGCCCUAGGGCGGUUGAACAUGUUGAGAAUGUUAUUAAGGCUAAUGGAGCGAAACAUUCAUCUACAGAAAACUUGUGUGUGAGGGGUGCAGCUCAUCAGCAAACUUGUGCUGAUAUUUCUAUGCAUAUACUAUUUCAAUAUUUUAUGAAGAGAGAAAACCACUUCCAACAAAAUGAAGACUGCAAAAAGAAUGGUGAAAGUGACAUCGUCGCGUCUGGUUAGAGGACGAAGAGCGAAGUUACUGGCAAUCAGAUCAUUGGAAAGUAAAGUAACAUGUGUUGAAAAGAGAAAAGUUGAGUCUCCUGUGAACAAAGAUGAUGGGCACAAUGUGACAAUUAAUGACUUACCAGAUGAGCUGCUUCUAAAUGUUAUGAAGUUCCUGUCAGUGGAGGAGCUGCUGAUAGCUCAAGAGGUAUGCCACCGCUGGGAGCAGCUGACUUAUGGACCAAGUGUUUGGUUGAACAAGAGUUUUGUUGUUUGGCAUGGGCGUCACGCUGUACCUUUGGCACGAGGUGACAGAAUUGGGAGGUACUGCAGUGUGGAAACAUCACUCACAUCUUGGUCAAAAGCUGACAUCUUUCUGAGAACUCAGUCACCAAAGUACCUGAAUAAAAUUUUAAAAAGGAUGCCUCAUCUACGUGUAUGUGCCUUGCCAUUUGAAAGGCAAGCAAUUGAAGCUCUGUCCACCUAUUGUCAGAACAUUACAAAGCUGGAGAUUAUUACCUGCUCUGAAGUUGACACCAUAACUCUGACAAACUUAGUGGAGCGAUGUCCCCUGAUUGAAGUCCUGAAAUUGCCUGUGAGCUUCAUGACAACUGAGUGCUUGGCAGAACUGAUCGCACAUUUGAAAUAUCUUCAGGCACUCAGUCUCCAUGUGGACAUCAGCAAUUGGUAUUCACAGCCUGUGGUCCUGCAGCCCUUAGCAAGAAACUGCAGCCGGCUUUGCAAGCUUAAUCUGUGGUGUUUCACCCUUUCUGACAUUGGAUAUUUAUUUAAAGCACAGCCACCUUUGGAAGAACUGUCCCUUCGCUGGACAACUGAGGAAAAGAGGUGUGUACUCCCAGACUUACUAGCCUGCUGGAAAUCAGUUAAAUUUCUUCAACUGCAAGAGUAUAAUGUGAGACACGAGGAGAGUUUUCAAGCAUUCCGUUCACUCGGGGAGCUCAGCAGACUGAAUUGGCUAGAGAUACAGUGUGUGAAAGAGUGCCCAGAAGGAGCUAUUGGGGAGGCAUUUAGGUAUGGAGGUCUUUCACAACUGCAGCAUGUUGACUUGUCAAACAGCUGGGCAUUAGAUGAUAUUGGUCUAAUUUCCUUGAUUCAUGGAUGCCCACAAGUACGAUGGCUUCGGCUGUUUGGUUGUUAUGGGCUAACAGAUGAAGCAUUCAAGGACAUUUACAAACUUGUGCAUUUGAAAAGGUUGAAUAUCUCUCGAUGUGUGGGAUUAGGUUCAGCAGCCAUGUUUUUCAUUGCCCGUCUUCCAAAGCUGCGUACACUCUGGGUUGAGUACACAGACUUCAGGCGUUUACGUCCAGGAAUAAAAUGCAUAAUUGACCUACCAGAGUUGCGGCACCUCCACAUGGGAAUGACCACAAAUCUACAAUAUGUACCAUUUGAUUCCUUCCCAGAGAAUCUUUCAAAUCUCAAGUCACUGGAUGUACAAUGCUCCAAAUUUGAUGCUGCGGUAAUGGAAAAUUUGAAGAAACGGAUGCCAUCCCUAAAAGUUCAUGUUACUCAGUUCCAGUACCAAGACAUAAACAGUGCAGAUACAAGUGAUGAUGAAGUUUAGUACACACUAUUUUGGAGUUACAUUUUUCUAAUCAUAUUUGUACUUCAUAGUGAUGUUUAGAGGGAAAUUGUACAUACUUUUAACUGUGAUUGAUAUAUCACUACUUCUGGUGCUGCAAGAUUAUUGUGCAAUUGUUUUGUAUCUAGUCAUUUGUUAUUCUGGAGUUCUCAUUUAGUUUGUAGUAUAUUUUAUGCUCUCAUGUAAGGCAGCAUUGGACAUUUUAGUUAUAAAUCAAACAGAUUCUGAUACAUAGUAUAUUUGUUUAUGAAAAAUCAGAAAUUAUUGCCACAGGUACAGUCUUGACACCUACGAGCAACUGAAGGCAGUGCUGCACAAUCUGGGAUAUCAGUAAUUGCUGGGACUAUAAAUCUUGUGCAAAUUAGUAUUUUUCUCAUAUACCCUCUAUUUGCUGUGAGUUGAUGGAUGUCCACAUUAUAGUGGAAAUGUGCAGUCUGUGAGAAACCAAUCCUUUUAUUUGACACUGUCAGGGAAGAAUGAUUAUUAAUUGACAGUGUAGGCUGAUGCCUGUAAUACACACAAUCCCAACCACAACCGCAAACUGUGACUAAUUACUCAGAUAAUGGGCUGCAAGAAAAACUUCCACUUCCCCUGACAGUGAUCCGUUGGAUUCUAAAUCGCACAGCUAAGAACACUGUAAAGAUUUCGUACACCUAAAUGCCAUGGCCCAGAGGUUCCUAGCUUGCGAGCCAAUCAGAAACUAAUACAUUGCAUUACUCAUCAGUGUCAGAAUCUAACUUCUUUCCUUCAAAUAUCAAAUCAUUUGAGAGGAAUAGCCUCCAUAUUUGUUGUGCUUGUUUUCCCUCUUUUCACAGUAUCACUGUUUUAAAAUUUUCCUGUUUCAAUGGUAUGAAGAGGGAUAUAUGCAGUCAUUUGAAAUGUGUGCACAAAUAAUGGUGUAUGGCACAUUUUUCGGUUUCUAGGAAAUUGACAAAAACCGUUAUUUCCAGAAAAUUAUUGUAAAAUAAUAAUGUAAUUGCAGAUAUGUAUUGUUUGUGCAUACAAACUAUUGAAAAUACUUGGUUGUGCUUUUUAAAAUUGCAGUAAGCAUAGGUUUUAUGAAAAUAAGUGAAUAUUAAAAUGGAAAAACACUGUAUAGCAAUAGAUAUACAGUAUUAUUCCAUAUCUGUCUUCUGCUGUAAUGAUAAGGUUGUCUUGAAUCCAAAGGUUGUAAGUAAGAAAAUUAUGACAAGAUACAAAAUAAUAUUUAUUGUAAACUGAUAACUUUGGUCUUAAAAAAAGUAAUAGAACAUUCCAGCCCAAGAUGCUGGCCAAAAGCUAUAUGCGAGUAUCUAUUAAUCGUGCCUGUCUGCAACUUGACAUGUCUUCUUUACAGUAAAUAGCAAUCUGUCUUUGCCUAUAUUGUUAAUAGAAAAUGAGUUUGUUAUAAAGUUGAGAGACAAAUCUGGUGCAUUAAACUCAGUUGUCAAACUGCAGAUUUUCAUUAAAAUUCCUAUAUUUUGGUUCAGGAUAUUUCAUCGUGUCCAAUAAAUUAUUUUCUUCUUCUUAUGAAGUUUCAGUGUCCAGUUGUAGAGCAACCAAAAAUCAAAAGGCAACAGAAAACUUUUUACUUGAUGUUCACAAACUGUUUGACAAUACAAUGUCUUCCCCAUGUGUGAGGCACAUUGCAACUAGACGCAUGCUUAUGUCACCAAACAGUCUCAGCCAGAGUAAUUUUCAAAGCAAGUGGCUUUUUGGAAACUUAACUUAUUGGAUCCUGUCUCCUUGAAGUCUUCCAUCAUCUUGUGAAUGGUCAGCUUUGAAGGAUUGACAAAGCCCUCAGCAAUUACAUGCUUCCAUUCUGAAGGAACCAAACUUUUGACACUUUUUUCUUUUCUCGAUCAUUGUAAAGUCCAUAUCAGAAAGUAGGAAACUAUGACCUGAACACACAAACUUUUGAUGUAUUUCUGUAAAGUACUUGCAGCCGAUCUGAUAGAAAUAGAGCGCUAAAAAUCUACAGUUAUUUUUGUGCCCAACACAGCAGUAAGACAAUACAAUCAGUUCGUGUCUCAUACCUUCUUCAAGUGUAUUUUAAUUGUUUGUCACGAAUUCAAGCAGAUGGGAAACUAUUUCAGCUAAAUGUCUCCUUGUGGUGGAUUCAUCCCACAAAUUUACUGUGAUGUUUUCAGUACCAACAUCAUGAACCAUGAAAUUAGAUGACGACAGCUGUCUCUGGUAGAAUACCAUGGACUGCGUCAAAGUGGGAUGAAGUAAAGCCUUUCGUAGAUCAGUACAAACAAUUGUGUAAGGUACACAUGCUCUGCUGUGGGGCGAUCAGUAUGGUUGAAAAUGAACACACUUCAUACGCUGCGAUCACAGUGUAGACACUUUUAUUGCUUCACGAUUACCGGUUUCAACAGUCUUAUGCUGCCAUCCUCGGAUGAUCUGUACCUUCUAUAAAAUUGUCCUGUUACAUUACAUAAAGUCAGAGUGGGUAUUUUGGAGUGCUUUUUAUACUUUGACUUCAUGUAAAUUAACUUUGCAAUUUUCUGGAAGUUUCAGAAGGUUGGAUGAUGGAAACUGUUGAAACUUGUCAUCUUGGAGCAGUAAAAGUGUGUACACUGUGAUUGCAGUGUAUGAAGUGUGUUCAUUUUAAACACAUAUAAUAGGUAUAUUGUUUUUCCUUUUACCUGUUUCUGUAUUGUUUUUUAGCACUUUGAGUUGCAUCAUGCAAAAGCAGAUCAAACAUACCCUCUCAGGUUCAGCGUUGUGCAGUUCUGUUUUGUCAGAAGCUGCAAUGAUUUUGUUAAACAACAAAUUUCACUGUCUGCAAGCAUCUAACCUAGUACUCUGAAAUGUAAAUUAAAAUCUGUUUGAUACACACUUUGAUAGUAUGAUCUGCUUAUUGAUUUUCAGGAAUUUUUUUGGUAAACACUCAAUACAUUCUAGAGAGUUUGAGAUCAGGAGGCAGACAUUCCUUUGAGUAUUUAUUCAUGUUGUAAUGGCUCAUCUACUUUGGAAAACAGGAAAUAUGAUCCCAAAUCAGAGCCAUGCUGUCAUGUGAUAUGGUAUGCGGCCUACUGAAAUGUUUUCCUCGACUGUCUUUAGAGUUGGUCAUUCCACCUUGUAGUUUAUAUUGAAGAGUCUGUAUUCAUCACUGGAUGAUGCAGAAUAUGUCAAACAAUGUUUUUUGACACAUUUCUUUUGGCUGGACUUUGUAUUUGAAAGUAACUUGUUUCCGUGAAACAUCAUCUGUCGUACCUUUCUUUCAUCCGGCUAAGCAUACCUAUGUUGAUGGAUUUUGUCAAGUAAAUGGACAGCUCAUCAUAUAUCAAGGCGCGAUAUUCUUUGUCCAACUUUAACUUAAUUGCCAGGUUUAUAUCCUUGCAUACUUCUUUUGAGCACACUUCUGCAUUGCAAACAUUAUCCUGAAUCAUGCAGUCAAAAUUACUAUCUAACAUUCAACUGGAUCAGGUUACCUUCCAUUGGGAAAAUGUGGGUUCACUCAGUGACUGUUAUGUGAUUUACAAAUUAUAGAGCGCUGCAGUCAGUCAUAUAUAGAGGGUGCAAUAUGACCAAUCGAUGUGUUCCCCACACAACCUACCUUCUUUAUUCAGUAGUAUUUGAAGAACUUUGACUGACAUCCGAACAACAGGGAACUAACAUACAUCGAGAUUAGAAAAUGUUGGUAUGUAAUCUAAUAUAUAAGCCAUAGAUGUUAUGUCAUGAGUUGUAACAUUUUAUUGCAUCGUCUGACCAUGUACAACCUACCUUCUUUAUUCAGUAGUAUUUGAAGAACUUUGACUGACGUCCGAACAACAGGGAACUAACAUACAUCGAGAUUAGAAAAUGUUGGUAUGUAAUCUAAUAUAUAAGCCAUAGAUGUUAUGUCAUGAGUUGUAACAUUUUAUUGCAUCGUCUGACCAUGUACUUCUUGUAUUUUUGGCACUGAAAUGGCAAGGCACUAGCCGAAAUCUGGAUUUGCGUAAUAAAACCUACAAGAAAAGGAUGACUGAGA